AUGAAGUUCACAUCCUCGCUCGCUGCCAUCAGUUUGGCCUCCAACGCAUUCGCUGCCUAUGUUGGCUCUACCUACUGGACAACCAUGACCCCAUCCUACACCCUGGAUGGUGCUCUGACUAGCUACUCGGCCACCUUCGGUAUUGCUGUGGAGCCACUAGAGACCAGUUCCUCCGUGACCGCUUCUCUCAACGUUGAGAAGAGACAGGUUGUUUCUCAAAUCGGUGAUGGCCAAAUCCAGGCUACCACAGACACCGAGGAGGAGACCUCCAAAUCCUCUACCUCUACUGCCGCAGCUGUUGUGUCGCAAAUCACGGACGGUCAAAUUCAAGCCACCACUGCCACCACCACCUCUUCGUCCUCAAGUUCCAAGAGCACUGCCGCUGAGGUUGUCACUCAAAUCGGCGACGGUCAAAUCCAAGCUACCACCUCUACGUCCUCGAAGAGCACUGCUGCUGACAUCGUUACCCAGAUUGGCGAUGGCCAGAUCCAAGCCACCAGCAAGUCGUCAUCUACUUCUACUGCCGCUGACGUUGUGUCUCAGAUCACUGACGGCCAGAUCCAAGCUACCACCAGCACCAAGGCCUCUUCUGCCACCACCAGCGGUGUGAUUUCUCAGAUCUCCGACGGCCAAAUCCAGGCAUCCUCGACCGCUUCUUCGAAGACUUCCUCCGCAUCCUCAUCCAAAGCUACCGGAGACUACAUCACCUCCGUCUCCUGUAAGAAGGAGGGUGCUCUGGCCAUGACCUUGAAGGACGGAAUCCUGUACGACUCUGACGGAAGAAUCGGCUCCAUUGUUGCUAACAGACAAUUCCAGUUCGACGGUCCUCCACCACAAGCUGGUGCCAUCUAUGCUGACGGAUGGUCCAUUUCCCCAGACGGAUAUCUGGCCAUUGGCAACAGCACCAUAUUCUACCAGUGUCUGUCGGGCACCUUCUACAACUUGUACGACCAGUCGAUCGGAGGCCAAUGUAACGAAGUUUACUUGAAGGCUGUCGAGUUGGUCGACUGUUAG
Ogataea angusta is the source of this 1014-nucleotide messenger RNA. RefSeq lists its product as uncharacterized. Gene Ontology annotation, biological process: fungal-type cell wall organization. Lineage: Eukaryota; Fungi; Ascomycota; Pichiomycetes; Pichiales; Pichiaceae. The record is from RefSeq and is a predicted model, not a curated record. Gene Ontology annotation, cellular component: fungal-type cell wall. The transcript has a single exon. Gene Ontology annotation, molecular function: structural constituent of cell wall. The coding region runs from base 1 to 1014 and encodes 337 amino acids.